Neltuma alba is the source of this 686-nucleotide messenger RNA. Its product is annotated as protein translation factor SUI1 homolog 1-like. Gene Ontology annotation, biological process: translational initiation. Lineage: Eukaryota; Viridiplantae; Streptophyta; Magnoliopsida; Fabales; Fabaceae. The transcript has 5 exons. Bases 140 to 481 code for a protein of 113 amino acids. The record is from RefSeq and is a predicted model, not a curated record. Gene Ontology annotation, molecular function: translation initiation factor activity.
GAACCGAUUCUCUAUUCAGCGUCACUGUUGGUGCGCGAUAUUUUGUGGAUUUUGCUCGGAGCUGAUUUCACCUUAAUUCUUCUACGUGGUUUAUCAUAAUCAGAAGUCCGUUGGCGAGAACCUACCAAGGGCAAAGUUCAUGUCUGAAUUCGAUGAACAGACUCCAACUGCUUAUGAUCCCUUUGCUGAUGCAAAUGCUGAGGACUCCGGUGCUGGGACAAAGGAGUAUAUUCAUGUGCGUGUGCAGCAACGCAAUGGAAGGAAAAGCCUGACAACUGUUCAAGGGCUGAAGAAGGAGUACAGCUAUAGCAAGAUACUGAAGGACCUGAAGAAAGAGUUCUGCUGUAAUGGUACUGUUGUCCAAGACCCCGAGCUGGGCCAGGUCAUACAACUUCAGGGAGAUCAAAGAAAGAACGCUUCCACAUUCCUUGUGCAGGCUGGAAUAGCAAAGAAGGAGCAGAUCAAGAUUCAUGGUUUCUAGGCCCUAAGAAGCAGCGGAUAAUUCAGUUUCAUGUUAUAUAGCCUGCGUAUUACACUCAUAGCAGCAGUUGAUGAUAAAUCCGAAAACUUUAUAUAAUCUUCUUUGUUGUUUUUGAACCUUCUCGGAUGGUUAUUUUCUUUUCAUGUGAUAGAACUAUAUGGUUGUUGCCAAGAGGAUCUUUGCAAUAAAUUUGUCAUUGUGUCUC